AUGGCUACUCAAUUUUUUUCGAAAUUAAGUCAAAAUUAUAUUGAAUUAUUAAAAGAUGAUGAAUAUUAUGAUAUCACAAUUGAAGUUGGCGAAGAUCCCAACGUAAAAAUAUUUCGUGCCCAUAUGAAUAUUUUGUGCUAUCGUUCACCAUAUUUGCGACGAACUUUGGAUUCAAACAAAAAGAAAAAUGAUAAUGUCUUGGCUCAUAUUAAACUAUCAAAUACAUCACCAGAAAUCUUCCAAAUAGUUUUAAAGUAUAUUUAUGGUGGUAUCCUUUCAUUAGAUAAUAAAAAUACUUCGGAUUUUCUUAAAGUAUUGGCUACUGCAGAUAAGCUUAUUCUUCAAGAACUAGUUGAUUAUUUACAAGGAUAUUUAAUUGAAAAUGAGUCCGAAUG
This is a messenger RNA of Rhizophagus irregularis DAOM 181602=DAOM 197198, 395 nucleotides long. RefSeq lists its product as uncharacterized. The record is from RefSeq and is a predicted model, not a curated record. NCBI's taxonomy places the organism in Eukaryota, Fungi, Glomeromycota, Glomeromycetes, Glomerales, Glomeraceae. Gene Ontology annotation, molecular function: protein binding.